Daucus carota subsp. sativus is the source of this 3093-nucleotide messenger RNA. Its product is annotated as protein unc-13 homolog. The transcript has 7 exons. Lineage: Eukaryota; Viridiplantae; Streptophyta; Magnoliopsida; Apiales; Apiaceae. The record is from RefSeq and is a predicted model, not a curated record. The coding region runs from base 103 to 2874 and encodes 923 amino acids.
AGCUAGACAAAUUUAAUUUUUUAUCGAUCAUCAUGUAGCUGUAUAUAAAUUAGAAUCAAAUUCAAUAAACACACUAUUUCACAUACGAACAUUUACAAUUGCAUGUCCAGCACCACCAUGGUGACUGACAGUGACACUCAUUUCACCACCACCUCCGGCCUGGCCAGCCCGUUUCCUCAGCUGGGCCUCCACUUCUCGGACUCGGAGCUCCGAGAAACCGCGUACGAGAUCUUCAUCGCGGCUUCUCGGAGCUCCAGAGGUUCCAGACCGUUGACUUUUGUAUCUGCUUCGUCAACAAAGGAGAAAAAAGAGUGGGGCUUGAAGAACUCGGUGCUCACUCAACAGAACUCACUGGGUUCAGGCAAGCGAGUUGGGGCUGUAGGAGAGUUGAUGAGGGUUCAGAUGAAGGUUUCUGAGCAAGUCGAUUCUAGGGUUAGACGUGCCUUGCUUAGAAUUACGGCUGGUCAGCUAGGGAAGCGGAUGGAGUCUCUUGUUUUACCUCUAGAGCUAUUACAACAACUAAAAGCUUCAGAUUUUUCCUCUGCAAGAGAAUAUGAAGCAUGGCAAAAGAGGAUAUUGAAGGUCCUUGAAGCUGGUAUUCUCCAGCAUUCUCAUGUGCCUCUUGACAAGACCAAUGCUUCUGCUCAAAAACUUCGCGAGAUUAUAGAUGGGGGUUUAGAGAGGCCCAUCGAGACUGGUAGAAGUGAAACAAUGCAAGCAUUAUGGAACAAUGUUAUGUCUCUUGCCUGUAGAUCGUUUGAUGGUUCUGUCUCUGAUAUAUGCCAUUGGGCAGAUGGGGUACCUUUUAAUCUCCGAGUGUAUCAGACGCUUUUAGAAUCUUGCUUUGAUAUUAAUAACGCAACAGUUGUGAUAGAGGAAGUUGAUGAAUUGUUAGAGCUCAUAAAGAAAACAUGGGGGAUCCUUGGACUAAACCAAGCAUACCAUAAUCUCUGUCUUUUAUGGGUAUUAUUUGACCGUUAUGUUGCUACAGGCGAAGUUGAAAAAGACCUGCUCCUCGCUGCUGAAAAAAUAUUUUUGGAAGUUGAAAAGGACGCAAAGGCAACAAAGGAUCCUUCUUACUCCAAGAUUUUAAAUUCAGCUUUGAGCUCAAUUCUGAGUUGGGGUGGAAAAAAACUCUUUGCUUACCAUGACACUUUCUACAGGGGUAACACUGAUUUAAUGCAAAUUGUUCUAUCACUCAAUGUCUUAACGAAUAAUAUAUUGGGGGAAGACAUUUCACACGAAAAGAACACAGAUGUUGGCAUCUCAUGUCGCCAACUUAACACUUACAUUAGGUCAUCAGUUGCCAGUGCAUUCCAUCAGAAAAAGGAGAAAAUCUAUCUAAGCAGACGGUCAGCAAGACAUCAGCAAAGUCCUCUUCCUGUCCUUUCCAUCCUUGCUCAAGACAUUAGCGAUCUUGCUUAUAAUGAGAAGGAAAUAUAUAGUCCUAUUUUGAAGAGAUGGCACCCUCUUGCAACAGGUGUAGCCGUAGCAACUCUACAUGCUUGCUAUGCAAAUGAAUUGAAACAAUUUGUUUCGGGCAUCAGCGAACUGACUCCUGAUGGUAUUCAAGUGUUGAUAUCUGCCGACAAGCUGGAAAAAGAUCUAGUGCAGAUGGCAGUGGAAGAUUCAGUUGACAGUGAGGAUGGUGGAAUAUCAAUAAUUCAGGAGAUGCCUCCUUAUGAGACUGAAGGUGUGAUUGCAAAUCUAGUAAAAUCUUGGAUAAACACAAGAAUAGACAGGCUUAAGGAAUGGAUUGUUAGAAAUCUGCAACAAGAGGUGUGGAAUCCACAAGCAAACAAAGAGCGAUCUGCUCCAUCGGCAGUGGAGGUUCUUCGGAUGGCAGAUGAAACUCUGGAAGCAUUCUUUUUGCUGCCAAUACCGAGGCAUCCUAUAUUACUACCUGACUUGAUGAGGAGUCUUGAUAAAUGCGUUCAGAGUUACAUAAUAACUACAAAAUCUCACUGUGGAUCUCGAGGUGAAUUUCUUCCCGUUAUUCCUGAUUUGACCAGAUGUACAGCGGGAUCAAAACUCCAAGGUGUCUUCAGGAAGAAAGAUAAGUUGAUUCCGAGGAGGAAACCUGUUUUAAAUGAGGACAACUCAGGAAUUCUGCAACUGUGUGUUCGCAUAAAUACCUUGCACCUCAUACGGAAAAAAUUGGAAGUUCUACAGAAUAGGAUGACCGCUCACUUAAGAAAUGCUGAAUAUACUCAUCUGGAUGAUAAGGGGAAAGUGUUUGAGCUUUCACAAACUGCUUGUUCAGAAGGGGUGCAGCAGUUAUGCGUGGCAACUGCAUACAAGCUCAUUUUUCGUGAUUUAAGUCCCGUGUUCUGGGAUGGUCUAUAUCUUGGGGAAGUCUCUUCUUCUAGGAUAGAACCUUUUCUUCAAGAUCUCAAACAAUACUUGGAGAUCAUAUCAUCCACCGUUCAUGACAGAGUCCGGGCACGUCUGAUUGCCGAUGUGAUGAAAGCUUCUUUUGAUGGUUUCUUGUUGAUUCUGCUUGCAGGAGGCCCUUCUCGUGCCUAUUCGGUGGAAGACUAUAUAAUGAUAGAGGAAGACUUUGAUUUUCUUCAAAAUUUCUUCUGUUCCAGUGGAUAUGAAUUACCACCUGAAUUAAUAAACAGAUUUGCACUCAUUGUGAAACGUAUACUUCCCCUGUUCCAUAUGGACACUCAGAGCCUCAUCGAGCAGUUCAGAGCUUCAAUAUCAAACGAGUAUGGCCCGUCUGCUAGUUCUAGCCUUCCCUUGCCUCCAACAUCUGGUCAGUGGAAACCUACAGAAGCCAAUACAAAUUUACGUGUUUUAUGUUAUCGGAAUGAUAAACAGGCAACCAACUUUCUCAAAAAGACCUACAACUUCCCGAAGAAACUAUGAUCAACUAGAAGACAGUUGCAUAACCAACAUGCUGCUGAUAGUUUCUGAAGCUCCAUUGUGUAAGAAAGGCUUCGGAAAACAAAUGACCAGUGUGCAUGAUGUUGGCUGUCGUAACGUGAUGUUAAUUUGGUGAGUGCCAAGUUGUUACUUCAAUUGUUGCUUUAUCAUAAAGUUGUGGCAUUUUGUGUAUAUGACGUUCAGAUAAAGGCUUGGUUGCAU